CUCUGCGGUCGACAAGCGAGAUCGAAUAGCGAAUGCGUGGGCGUGUGCUGAGUCCUGAGAAGACAGAGGAAAGGUGCACGAACAUUGCAUCCUCAGCCUCUUCUGUGUCCGAGUCACCGUGAACGAGGGGUCUCCCGGACCGCAACCUCAACUGUGUCGCGUGAGAGAUGAGGGCCCGCGAGAUCCCAAAGGAAACACCGGCUGCCCAGCUCUCAUGACAUGCUGAUCAGAACCUCUCAACAUGUUCGAAAAGUCACUUGUCGACCUUAUUCGGGGCCUGCGAGGCCACAAGGGAAAUGAGGCCGAAUACAUCCAAGGCGCUCUCAAGGAGUGUCGAAGCGAGAUUCGUUCCCAGGACCUGGACCUCAAGGCAACCGCACUGCUCAAGCUCAUUUAUCUGGAGAUGUUUGGUUAUGAUAUGACCUGGGCCGCCUUCAACGUCUUGGAAGUCAUGGCGUCCCCGAAACCGGCGCAGAAACGAGUGGGCUACCUAGCUGCCGUCCAGAGCUUCCGACCUGAGACGGAGGUCUUGAUGCUGGCUGAGAAUUUGCUGAAAAAAGACCUCACCUCUCCCUCAAUACCAGUUCUCACGCUGCCGUUGGUCACACUUCCGCACAUUGUCACUUCUUCACUGGCACUUUCCAUUCUCACGGAGCUUCUCCCACGAUUGUCACAUUCACAACCAGCCGUGCGUAAGAAGACUAUCGUCACGCUAUACAGGCUCGCUCUGGUGUAUCCCGAAACUCUGAGAGUUGCGUGGCCAAAGAUAAAAGAGCGUUUACUAGAUGAACAAGAAGACAGCAGUGUUACUGCCGCUACGGUCAAUGUCGUCUGUGAGCUCGGGUGGCGACGACCGCAGGAUUUUCUGCCCUUGGCACCAAGGCUGUUCGACCUUCUCCUGGCCCAGAAGAACAACUGGAUGGGCAUCAAAAUCAUCAAGUUGUUCGCAGUUUUGACUCCCCUCGAACCAAGGUUGGUCAAGAAGCUAGUCCGACCCCUCACCAAACUGAUUCAGGAGACAACGGCCAUGUCGUUACUCUACGAAUGUAUCAGCGGGAUCAUUCAGGGCGGGAUCUUGGACGGCGCCGAAAGCGGCGUGGAUGUGGAAGAAGUGGCCGAUCUCUGCAUUUCCAAGUUGAGGGGAAUGAUUGUGUUGGAUGGCGACCCGAAUCUGAAAUAUGUUGCUCUCCUGGCGUUCAACAAGAUUGUGGCUACUCAUCCUACACUCGUUUCAAUGCAGCAGGAUGUCAUCAUGGGAUGCUUGGACGAUCCUGAUAUUUCGAUAAAGAUGCAGGCUUUGGAGUUGGUGUCGGGUAUGGUCAACAGUGACAAUCUGCAAGCCGUUGUCAACCGCCUCAUAAAACAGCUUGCAGGCUCAGCGUCAGCCACCGUGGACCCCAACGGACACGCGGAAGAAGAACAAACAGACAUGGAGCAGAGGCUCGUCCCCGACAAACGAGGAUCGGAAAAUGUUCCUUUACCAGACGAAUACCGCUACGAAAUUAUUAGCCGAAUUCUUGACAUGUGCUCUCACAAUACUUAUGCCAACAUUACCGACUUCGAGUGGUAUAUCGAAAUCCUGGUUCAUCUAGUCAGACAUCUCCCGGCGGACAAGGAUGCGAAUUCGUUGAGAGCCACACUGGAAGAUGACACCUCGUUAGGAGCCCGGGUCGGAAGUCAGCUUCGCGAUAUCACAGUUCGAGUCAAGGAGCUCCGACCAGAAACGACCAAAGCAGCGGAGACUCUGGUACUCUUGUCCAACCGCGCAAUUGCCUACCCGAAACAUGGUACCGGUCAGAGCCAAGUCAUCAAAUCGGCUGCUUGGAUCUGCGGCGAAUUCGCCGUGUACUUGUCCAACCCAUAUGAGGUCCUCAAUUCUUUGAUUCACGAGUCGUCUGGACAUUUCACUCCAACGACCUUGGCAAUAGUAAUCCAAGCCAUUCCGAAAAUCAUUGCACGGAUCGCCACUACGGCCGACCGUGAAUGGAAUGCCUCAAGAGGCGCGACAAUGUCGCUCCUCCUCGCAAGGACCACGGAGUUUCUGGAGAAGCUCUCAUCCCACCCCAACCUCGAAGUACAGGAGAGAAGCGUUGAAUUUCUCGAACUUCUGCGUCUUGCCUCGGAAGCGCUCUCUACGCAGGGCGGGGAUAGUCUUCAGGCGCCGCUCCUACUGACUUCUGCAGUUCCAACGCUCUUUAGUGGCACGGAACUCAAUCCGGUCUCAGCGGCAGCUCAGAAGAAAGUUCCCCUGCCCGAAGAUCUCGAUCUUGACGCGCCUAUCAAUCCCGACUUGUCGACGAUUCUACAAGAUUCGCAGAUUGCAGACGUCGAUGAUCACGGAGAGGAUGUGUUCCAAUCCUUCUACCACGAUCGAGAACCGAUACCGUCCAUCACAUCGUUACAUCCGCAACCAGCAGCGGCUUAUCUGGACUCUGCUGUUGCUUCGGAGAGUGCACCGCUCUCAUACCAGUCUGCACCCGAGUCUCCAGGAACCAUAGCUAGGCGCAAGGCCGAGAGGAUGGCCCGGAACAAGGACGAUCCAUUCUACAUUGCCCCGUCCGACGAUGCGGACCCUCAAUUCCACGACAUCAUCAGCAAGACAAACGGCGAUGAUGAACUCGACGUCGACUCGAUUCCAAUCAUCGACCUACAGAUCGACCGGUCUCAGACGACGGCGGCGAAAGGGGAGACAGGAGGAGAAGAACGCCGGCCGCGAAAGAAGAAACCUGUUCGAAGAUUCGUCGUCGCCGCGGACGAAACCCUCGAGGCCUCCGCAGCGACCACACCCACCUCACAGUCAUUUUCGAACUCGAGCCCCUUCGCCGCCCUGAGUCAGGCUCAGCGGACCCGUUCACUCAGUCCUAAUGCCCAACCCCGGGCGCAUUCUCGGCCCACGCGCACCCUCCUCUCGGUCGACUCGUCGACGCUCGAAAACCUCAGCCUUGAAGGCGGCCCCGCGGAGACCGAGUCGGAGAUUCUCCGUCGUGAAGCCGAGGAGUUGGAGAUGGCGAUUGCCCUUCGCGAGGUGGAGAAGAAGAGGCUUGAGAUGCAGCGGGAGAUGGAGCGGCAGAGAACGGUGAUGGGCGAGGGGGUGGACGCGGAAGGCACGGUUGUGAGGCGGAAGAAGAAGAAGACCCGGCCGAAGGUUGGAGUGGACGCGACCGAGGAACGGGUCGGGGUUGAGGCAGAAGGCCACGACGGCGAAGAGGGAUCCAUCAAGAAGAAAAAGAAGAAGAAGCGGAAGAUCAAGCUUGUCGAGGAGGGUGUCGAUGCUGGAGAUGAAGGUGGAGAGGCCGUGGCCGCGGCAGAGAGUGUGGAAACGGGCGGCGGCUACUGAGCAAUCGUGAGAGAUUUCUACUUCCCACCAGGAUCUUAUAACAAGACUACAUCCCUAGUCUUAACUUUCAGCCGUGGCGCCAACAAAGCCAGAGUGACUGGUAUGUCACAUCAUUGGGGAUUCAUCACAGGACGACUGAUAUAACAUGAGUUUGAGGAACGAAUAUGAUUGUACAUGUCACAAGCUCGAUGGUGUCUUGGGGAUCUUUUACCUGGUGCAUAGGACGCGAGAAGGGGAG
Cladophialophora immunda is the source of this 3575-nucleotide messenger RNA. RefSeq lists its product as uncharacterized. NCBI's taxonomy places the organism in Eukaryota, Fungi, Ascomycota, Eurotiomycetes, Chaetothyriales, Herpotrichiellaceae. Gene Ontology annotation, cellular component: AP-3 adaptor complex; membrane coat; endosome membrane. Gene Ontology annotation, biological process: Golgi to vacuole transport; protein targeting to vacuole. Bases 242 to 3337 code for a protein of 1031 amino acids. The record is from RefSeq and is a predicted model, not a curated record. The transcript has a single exon.